AUGGCUGGAGAGGAGUUGUUGAAACUGUUCGAUCAAAACUGGUCAGAGAGAUCAAUCUUCAAGAAACGCAAAGACCCUUUGAAUCUCAAUGAAAAAGAUUCUAAAAAGCGUGGAGAAUCAGAGAUUCCAGAGGAAGAAGCUACGAAGAAUUUUCCGGUGAAUGAUCUGUUGUCUCCUAGAUCGGUUUUAACGGUUAAAUCAACGUCGAUGAAGCUUCAGACGAUUCUCUCCGGUAAAGAAGUGAGAGAGUUCUCGAGUGCAGAAAGAGAGAGAAUUUGGGUUUUGUUUUCUCGGAGGAAGACCAUAAAGACACAGAUCUGGUCUCGAUUCUUCCUGGAUUACAGAGAUUGGUGA
Arabis nemorensis is the source of this 354-nucleotide messenger RNA. The record is from the annotation of a GenBank genome assembly. Lineage: Eukaryota; Viridiplantae; Streptophyta; Magnoliopsida; Brassicales; Brassicaceae.